ACCCAAAAACCUUUCUUACUUUCCCUUCCCAUUUCUUCUCCCAGCUAUCUGUUACUUCCCUCUCCCACUCUCCAGGACUCCUCGAUCUCCUCCCGCCAAAUCUCGCCGUCUCUCUGCCUUCCGAUCAUGCCGGAGCUGGCGGAGACCUACGCUUGCGCGCCGUCGACGGAGCGCGGAAGAGGAAUUCUCAUCUCCGGCCAUCCCAAGUCCAACUCCAUCCUGUACACAAACAACCGCUCAGUCCUAAUUCUCAACCUCGACAACCCUCUCGACGUCUCCGUCUACGGCGAGCACGCCUACCAGGCAACCGUCGCUAGAUUCUCGCCCAAUGGAGAGUGGAUCGCCUCCGGUGAUGCUUCCGGCUCCGUCAGGAUCUGGGGGGCCUACAACGACCACGUUUUGAAGAAGGAGUUCAAGGUCUUGACUGGCCGGAUCGACGAUCUUCAGUGGUCCCCUGACGGGCUCAGGAUUGUUGCCGCAGGCGACGGCAAGGGCAAAUCGCUGGUUCGAGCUUUCAUGUGGGAUUCGGGCACAAAUGUCGGGGAAUUCGAUGGGCAUUCCAGGCGAGUUUUGAGCUGUGCGUUUAAGCCGACGAGGCCGUUUCGAAUUGUGACUUGUGGGGAGGACUUCUUGGUCAACUUCUAUGAAGGGCCUCCAUUUAAGUUCAAGCUUUCUCACAGGGAUCAUUCGAAUUUCGUCAAUUGUGUAAGAUUUUCCCCAGAUGGUAGCAAGUACAUUAGUGUUAGUUCUGACAAGAAAGGACUCAUAUUUGACGGAAAGACUGCUGAGAAGAUUGGGGAAUUGGCUUCGGGGGAGGGUCACAAGGGCAGUAUCUAUGCUGUUAGCUGGAGUCCUGAUAGCAAACAGGUGUUUACUGUUUCUGCUGACAAGUCUGCAAAAGUGUGGGAAAUCUCUGGCGAUGGUAGCGGGAAAUUGAAGAAGACAUUGACUUGUGGAGAAUCGGGUGGAGUUGAUGAUAUGCUAGUUGGUUGUCUUUGGCAGAAUGACCAUCUUGUCACAGUUUCUCUUGGGGGCACAAUUAGCAUUUUCUCUGCAAGUGAUCUUGAUAAGAGUCCUGUCCAAAUAUCUGGACACCUGAAGAAUGUUACUUCUUUAGCUGUCCUUAACAGUGUUCCCAAGACUAUACUGUCUAGUAGCUAUGAUGGUUUGAUAAUUAGGUGGAUUCAGGGAACUGGGUACAAUGGUAAAUUGCAGAGGAAGGAAACUAGUCAAAUCAAAUCCUUAGCUGCUAUUGACGAAGAGAUUGUUACUUCUGGAUUUGACAAUAAGAUAUGGCGAGUUAAGUUAAGUGGAGAUUCAGAUUCCGUCGACAUUGGGAGUCAACCAAAAGACUUCAGCCUUGCUCUUAACUGCCCCGAGCUAGUUUUGGUCACAAUUGAUUCUGGUGUUGUCAUGCUUCAUGGUACAAAAGUUGUUUCAAUCAUCAAUCUUGGGUUUCCCGUAACUGCAUCUGCAGUUGCACCAGAUGGAUCUGAAGCAAUCAUAGGUGGGCAAGAUGGCAAGUUGCAUGUCUAUUCUAUCAGAGGUGAUACACUUACAGAAGAAGCUGUGCUUGAAAAGCAUCGAGGUGCUAUCACUGUGAUUGAUUACUCUCCAGAUACAUCCAUGUUUGCUUCUGGUGAUUCAAAUAGAGAAGCUGUGAUUUGGGAUCGGGUCUCGAGAGAGGUGAAGCUCAAGAACAUGUUGUACCACACAGCCCGGAUAAACUGCCUAUCCUGGUCUCCCGACAAUCGGAUGAUCGCCACAGGAUCACUCGACACAUCCAUCAUCGUAUAUGAACUGGACAAGCCAGUUUCUAGUAGGAUGACCAUCAAGGGAGCUCACCUGGGUGGGGUUUAUGGAUUGGCUUUUGUUGAUGACUGCAGCGUGGCAAGUUCUGGAGAGGAUGCUUGUGUUCGUGUUUGGAGGUUAACUUAACCCCUCACGGAAAAGAACAUUGAAGGGAUCUCCGCAGGGUUGAAGUUGAAUGGAAUCAAGCUUGUGCUUAUCCACCUUGAGUUGUGUUGGAAUUUCGUGUGCUAGCUUAGCUGACAAGCUCUCUUGAUCAGGUUACAAUUGAACAGGUAUGCCAACAGCAGUACGAGUGUCUGUCCGUAGGUUGUUGUAAAGUAGUGUUCCAGGUGACUCAACCAAUUGUUGGAAUGUCUGGAUGAUGCAUACUUGAGUAUGAACGCGUAGUGUUGUACAAGCGUGAUUGAGCUAUAUGCAGUUUGGGAGUCGGGGGAAGGUUGAACCCGUUUUCAUUGGUGUUCUGGCUUUCAGGGACAAUGCCUGGGUAUGGUUCCGUAUUUCUGUGUGGCCGUGUGGUUUGCUGGCAAAUGUAAUGUGAGCUAUAUUACUUUCCUGGUCUUGCCUCUUCUUACGGUUUGUUGUGUUUUCUGGUUCGUUGUCUGUUGUAUGUAUCAAAGAGAGAUUCAGAGUUUGGGUUCCAUUCCAAGGAGACAACUAUUUGAGGGCUUUUGCCUUGUUAUGGGAGUGAUAAUUGUUUGUUGUUUCAGCUAUUUAUUUAAUUGCAAAGCUUCACUGAUGUUGCUGGCUAGAAGAAGUGAAAG
Molecule: messenger RNA, 2573 nt
Organism: Linum tenue
Lineage: Eukaryota; Viridiplantae; Streptophyta; Magnoliopsida; Malpighiales; Linaceae
Source: the annotation of a GenBank genome assembly